Oncorhynchus keta (chum salmon) is the source of this 1911-nucleotide messenger RNA. Its product is annotated as nocturnin-like. The record is from RefSeq and is a predicted model, not a curated record. Gene Ontology annotation, molecular function: poly(A)-specific ribonuclease activity. The coding region runs from base 145 to 1278 and encodes 377 amino acids. Lineage: Eukaryota; Metazoa; Chordata; Actinopteri; Salmoniformes; Salmonidae. Gene Ontology annotation, biological process: circadian rhythm. The transcript has 5 exons.
UGAGCUCACUCAAACACACUGAGUACGUCUCUCACACACUCAACGAGAGACACCAAGUGUUUAUCAUCCUGUUAUCAGAAGUUGAGCAACAUUUUACUGACGGUUCUUUCUCAAGACUGUCAGUCAGACGGAAGCAAGAGACGGAUGGAAACUAUGGUCUGUCCAAUGGGCAGUGGUGCCAGUCGACUCUACAGCUCCCUGGCCCAGACCCUAGUCAACAACAACACCACUACCACCCUGCUGGCCCAGCACCCCUCCCCCUCACAGGGGUGUCAUUCUCCCCCGGGGGGGCACCCCCUGGAGCUGCUGAGGGAGUGUGAGGAGGCUCUACGGGACAGGCCUCCUCGCCUCCUCAGAGCCUUCAUCUGCCCCGGGGAGGGAGAGGUGGACAGGGAGGAAGUGGACAACGAUGCCACCCAGAGGACCAUUAGAGUUAUGCAGUGGAACAUACUGGCUCAAGCUCUAGGUGAAGGUAUGGACAGUUUCGUCAACUGUCCCCUGGAAGCCCUGAACUGGGCGGAGCGUAAAUACCUCAUCCUAGAAGAGAUCCUCACCUACCGACCUCACAUCCUGUGUCUACAGGAAGUCGACCACUACUACGACACCUUCCAGCCAAUCCUGGCCAGACUGGGUUACCGCGGCAACUUCUGCCCCAAGCCCUGGUCUCCGUGUUUGAAUGUGGAGGGCAACAACGGUCCGGAUGGAUGUGCUCUGUUCUACGAUGAAGCCCGGUUGGACUUGGUGGAUAGUGUGAAUGUCCGGCUGUGUGCCCUUUUAACACCCACCAACCAGGUGGCGGUCGUCACGACGCUGCGUUGCAGGGUGACAGGCCGGCGGCUGUGUGUUGCCGUGACGCACCUCAAAGCCCGGAGCGGCUGGGAAUGCCUCCGUAGUGCCCAGGGUUCCGACCUUCUCCGGAACCUCGCCACCCUCACCCAACCUCUCCUCGUCUGCGGCGACUUCAACGCUGUGCCUUCCGAGGACGUCUACCAGCGUUUCGCAUCGUCACCGUUGAUCCUUGACUCCGCCUAUAAACGGUUAAGCCGGGACGGGCUUUCGGAACCGGCCUACACCACGUGGAAGAUCCGGCCGACGGGAGAGUGCUGCACCACAUUGGAUUAUAUCUGGUACUCUAGAGAAGCUUUCAGUGUGGACGCCGUGUUGGAUAUGCCUACAGAGGAACAGAUUGGCCCCAACAGGCUUCCGUCGUACAACUACCCCUCCGAUCACCUCUCGCUGGUGUGUGACUUCAGCUUUAAAAAGCAGCAGGAGGAGUGAAGAGGAUCAUAUGGACUCUUGAUUGACAAUUCGAGGGAUGGAGGGGACAGAACGAGGGAUGGAGGGUUACAGAACGAGGGAUGGAGGGAACAGAACGAGGGAUGGAGGGACAGAACGAGGGAUGGAGGGGACAGAACGAGGGACGGAGGGGACAGAACGAGGGAUGGAGGGGACAGAACGAGGGACGGAGGGGACAGAACGAGGGAUGGAGGGGACAGAACGAGGGAAGGAGGGGACAGAACGAGGGAUGGAGGGGACAGAACGAGGGAUGGAGGGGACAGAACGAGGGAUGGAGGGAAUAGAAGCGCCACUGUCCCUCUGAGUCCGAACCCAUCUCUCUGGGGUGUGAUGACUGGAGAACUGGAGGAGGGAAAUAGGGAGGAGACAACCCGCUUUCUUUUCAGAAGUCAUGUUAUCGAUUUAAAACACUGAAUGAAGGAGAGACCGAGAGGAAUGGACUGGACAGACUGCUGAAGCUAGGCUCUAUGGUUCCUGUCUACAGUAGAGGUGCUGUUGUUGUCUCUGACACUGUGAUGAUUGGACUGGACAGACUGCUGAAGCUAGGCUCUAUGGUUCCUGUCUACAGUAGAGGUGCUGUUGUUGUCUCUGACACUGUGAUGAUUGGACUGGACA